AUGGGCCAAGCAUCUUCAUUUGCCUUGCGCUCAGUGGACAGAGGGCUUCGACGGUUUCUCCAUCAACGGAGUAGCGAGAAGCAUUCUCCACUGCAGGAGGGUGGCGACGAGGAAAGUGGGUUUUUCACUUCCACCGGCCCGCGGAAGGAUACGGACAUCUAUUUCUUUACCGUUAACGAUUUGCGUGCUCUGGCGGCGUUCUUGCCAGAGUGUCUUUCUGCUGUAGAUCUUCAUCAUUUGCCACUGUUGUUUGUAUUGGACGGUGACAGAGAUGGGUUGUUUUCCCUCAACGACUUGAAACAGUUUAUCGCGUGGGCGAUAGAAACGCUCCCCUCCGAAACAUCUCUGGACGACGUAACCGAGGUAUUAAGGGGGCGAACCGUGUUACGCUGCUGGCUUUCAUGCCAUGUGGAAUCUCAAAAACAGCGUGGAGGAAAAGGGGUCUGCGCUGCACGGGAGGAGAGUCAUGACUCUGAUAGCCGAGAGUCUCGGGUGUAUUUUGUGCGCUGGGCACUCAAGCUACUGGAAUCCGCUGAAACGGAAGAUUUUUCAUCGUCAUUUGCUUUUACGCCAUCUUCAUUGUUACCCUUCCCAAGUGAUCCCAGUGACGUGGCGCGAGACGAGUUACUCGGUGCUUCCGAAGGGAAACCGUUGGUUGCACGCAUCGUGGCGUUAGAAUUUGGAGAAAAGCCUUCUCUCACGGGCGCCAGCACAGACAAACAGUCGUAUCGAGACGUCUAUGAGGAUCCUCCUCCUUUACCACCGGAAUUUAACGUGCAUGCCGUACCGCUAUCGUCACCGCGGCGACCCGCUUCUGCCCGUUUUUGUGGCCAACGAAAUAAAAGGGAAAGUGUGGAAAGUAGCAGGGACUCGCCUCGAAACGUAUUUGGCAUAAAGGCUUUGGAAGAAUUGUAUCAAGACCUUAGCGUUGGGGAGCUAUACGGAUUGUCGUUCUGGGGCCUGUGUCAAAUGCUCUCUCCCCAAGGUGCGGAAGAAGUAGAGAAGGCGGCCUCUCUACAAAAGAGUGAUGCGACAGUUACAUGGAUGGAUGCCGAAACAGCUGUUAACCAUCAUUUGCAACUGGCAUGCAACUCUGACACACAAACGGAACCUGUGUCCUCUUUUUGUGUCACGACGGAGGCAGUAGAAGGGUUCCUCAUGUGUUUCUGUAAGGCGUACUGGAACACGCUGAGGCGCUUGGGGUUGAGACCCUCCGAUGGAGCUGUAGCUGAGCGGUAA
Trypanosoma grayi is the source of this 1239-nucleotide messenger RNA. RefSeq lists its product as hypothetical. The record is from RefSeq and is a predicted model, not a curated record. The transcript has a single exon. Lineage: Eukaryota; Euglenozoa; Kinetoplastea; Trypanosomatida; Trypanosomatidae. Bases 1 to 1239 code for a protein of 412 amino acids.